Molecule: messenger RNA, 2226 nt
Organism: Oryctolagus cuniculus (rabbit)
Lineage: Eukaryota; Metazoa; Chordata; Mammalia; Lagomorpha; Leporidae
Gene: ABCD1
Product: ATP binding cassette subfamily D member 1
Biological process (GO): fatty acid beta-oxidation; long-chain fatty acid import into peroxisome; peroxisome organization
Cellular component (GO): peroxisome; peroxisomal membrane
Molecular function (GO): long-chain fatty acid transmembrane transporter activity; ATP binding; ATP hydrolysis activity
Source: RefSeq, marked inferred
AUGCCGGUGCUGUCCACCGCCCGGCCCUCGCGGGUGACCACGCUGAAGCGCACAGCCGUGGUCGUGGCUCUCACGGCCUAUGGAGUCCACAAAAUCUACCCUCUGGUGCGGCAGUGCCUGGCUCCAGCCAGGGGCCCUCAGGUGCCAAGGGGGGAGCCCACGCAGGAGGCUUCCGGGGCCACAGCAGCCAAAGCUGGCAUGAACCGAGUCUUCCUGCAGCGACUCCUGUGGCUCCUGCGGCUGCUGUUCCCCCGGGUCCUGUGCAGGGAGACGGGGCUGCUGGCCCUGCACUCUGCUGCCCUGGUAAGCCGGACUUUCCUGUCGGUGUAUGUGGCCCGCCUGGACGGAAGACUGGCCCGCUGCAUCGUGCGCAAGGCCCCACGGGCGUUCAGCUGGCAGCUGCUGCAGUGGCUCCUCAUCGCCCUCCCUGCCACCUUCAUCAACAGUGCCAUCCGCUACCUGGAGGGCCAGCUGGCCCUGUCUUUCCGCAGCCGGCUGGUGGCCCAUGCCUACAGCCUCUACUUCUCCCAGCAGACCUACUACCGGGUCAGCAACAUGGACGGGCGACUUCGCAACCCGGACCAGUCUCUGACAGAGGACGUGGUGGCUUUCGCGGCCUCUGUGGCCCACCUCUACUCCAACCUGACCAAGCCACUCCUGGACGUGGCCGUGACCUCCUACACCUUGCUUCGAGCGGCCCGCUCCCGCGGCGCGGGCACAGCCUGGCCCUCGGCCAUUGCCGGCCUCGUGGUGUUCCUCACGGCCAACGUGCUGCGGGCCUUCUCGCCCAAGUUUGGGGAGCUGGUGGCAGAGGAGGCACGGCGGAAGGGAGAGCUGCGGUACAUGCACUCUCGUGUGGUGGCCAACUCAGAGGAGAUCGCCUUCUAUGGGGGCCAUGAGGUGGAGCUGGCACUGCUGCAGCGCUCCUACCAAGACCUGGCCUCGCAGAUCCACCUCAUCCUGCUGGAACGCCUGUGGUACGUCAUGCUGGAGCAGUUCCUCAUGAAAUACGUGUGGAGCGCCUCGGGCCUGCUCAUGGUGGCCGUCCCCAUCAUCACUGCUACUGGCUACUCGGAAUCAGACUCGGAAGCUGUGAAGAAAGCGGCCUUGGCGAAGAAGGAGGAGGAGCUGGUGAGUGAGCGCACAGAGGCGUUCACCAUUGCCCGCAACCUGCUCACGGCUGCUGCAGACGCCAUCGAGCGGAUCAUGUCCUCAUACAAGGAGGUGACGGAGCUGGCCGGCUACACAGCCCGGGUUCACGAGAUGUUCCAGGUAUUUGAAGAUGUUCAGCACUGUCGUUUCAAGAGGCCUGGGGAACCGGAAGAUGCUCAGAUCGGGAGUGGGACUGUGGCACGGUCUGGUGUUCGAGUGGACACACCCCUGAAGAUCCGAGGCCAGGUGGUAGAUGUGGAGCAGGGGAUCAUCUGUGAGAACAUCCCCAUCAUCACGCCCACAGGAGAGGUGGUAGUGGCAAGCCUCAACAUCAGGGUGGAGGAAGGCAUGCAUCUGCUCAUCACGGGCCCCAACGGCUGCGGCAAGAGCUCCUUGUUCCGGAUCCUUGGUGGGCUGUGGCCCACCUACGGGGGUGUGCUCUACAAGCCCCCGCCCCAGCGCAUGUUCUACAUCCCGCAGAGACCCUACAUGUCCGUGGGCUCCUUGCGUGACCAAGUGAUCUACCCCGACUCGGUGGAGGACAUGCGCAGGAAAGGCUACUCGGAGCAGCACCUGGAAGCCAUCCUGGAUGUGGUGCACUUGCACCACAUCCUGCAGCGGGAAGGAGGCUGGGAAGCGGUGUGUGACUGGAAGGACGUCCUCUCGGGAGGAGAGAAGCAGAGGAUCGGCAUGGCCCGCAUGUUCUACCACAAGCCCAAGUACGCGCUCCUGGAUGAAUGCACCAGCGCCGUAAGCAUCGACGUGGAAGGCAAGAUCUUCCAGGCGGCCAAGGACGCCGGCAUCGCACUGCUGUCCAUCACGCACCGGCCCUCCCUGUGGAAGUACCACACACACCUGCUCCAGUUUGACGGGGAAGGAGGCUGGAAGUUUGAGAAGCUGGACUCGGCCGCCCGCCUGAGCCUGACCGAGGAGAAGCAGCGGCUGGAGCAGCAGCUGGCCGGCAUCCCCAAGAUGCAGCGACGCCUCCAGGAGCUGUGCCAGAUCCUGGGCGAGGCCGUGACCCCAGGCCAGCUGGCGGCCCCCAGCCUCCCGGGCCCUGGGGUCCCCACCUGA